Nycticebus coucang (slow loris) is the source of this 1075-nucleotide messenger RNA. It is a transcript of the gene MC3R, whose product is annotated as melanocortin 3 receptor. Gene Ontology annotation, biological process: G protein-coupled receptor signaling pathway. The record is from RefSeq and is a predicted model, not a curated record. The transcript has a single exon. Gene Ontology annotation, cellular component: membrane. Gene Ontology annotation, molecular function: melanocyte-stimulating hormone receptor activity; peptide hormone binding. NCBI's taxonomy places the organism in Eukaryota, Metazoa, Chordata, Mammalia, Primates, Lorisidae. Bases 104 to 1075 code for a protein of 323 amino acids.
GCAUCCAGAAGGCUCAGCAGGGAGAGCUCGUCUUCGCGGCCCGGCAGCAGCAGCUCCCCCAGACCCUGCCGGAGCCCAGCUCGGAGCAGCCCUGCUGUUAGCCAUGAACGCCUCGUGCUGCCCGCUCCCCGCUCAGCCCACGCUGCCCAACAGCUCGGAGCCCCCCGGAGCCCCUUCCUUCAGCAACCAGAGCAGCAGCGCGUUCUGCGAGCAGGUCUUCAUCAAGCCAGAGGUCUUCCUGGCUCUGGGCCUCGUCAGCCUGCUGGAGAACGUCCUGGUCAUCCUGGCCGUGGUCAGGAACGGCAACCUGCACUCCCCCAUGUACUUCUUCCUCUGCAGCCUGGCGGUGGCCGACAUGCUGGUGAGCGUGUCCAACGCCCUGGAGACCAUCAUGAUCGCCGUGGUGCACAGCGAUUACCUGAGCCUGGAGGACCAGUUCAUCCAGCACAUGGACAACGUCUUCGACUCCAUGAUCUGCAUCUCCCUGGUGGCCUCCAUCUGCAACCUGCUGGCCAUCGCGGUGGACAGGUACGUCACCAUCUUCUACGCGCUGCGCUACCACAGCAUCAUGACGGCCAGGAAGGCGCUCACGCUCAUAGCCGCCAUCUGGCUCUGCUGCGGGGUCUGCGGCGUGGUGUUCAUCGUCUACUCCGAGAGCAAGAUGGUCAUCGUGUGCCUCAUCACCAUGUUCUUCGCCAUGCUGCUGCUCAUGGGCACCCUCUAUGUGCACAUGUUUCUGUUCGCUCGGCUGCACGUGCAGCGCAUCGCGGCUCUGCCCCCCGCGGACGCGGCGGCCCCGCAGCAGCACUCGUGCCUGAAGGGGGCCGUCACCAUCACCAUCCUGCUGGGGGUCUUCGUCUGCUGCUGGGCCCCCUUCUUCCUGCACCUGGUCCUCAUCAUCACCUGCCCCACCAACCCCUACUGCGUCUGCUACGCCGCCCACUUCAACACCUAUCUGGUGCUCAUCAUGUGUAACUCGGUCAUCGACCCACUCAUCUACGCCUUCCGGAGCCUGGAGCUGCGGAACACGUUCAGGGAGAUUCUCUGCGGCUGCAGCGGCGUGAGCCUGGGCUAG